Cryphonectria parasitica EP155 is the source of this 1605-nucleotide messenger RNA. RefSeq names its product putative MFS aflatoxin efflux pump. The record is from RefSeq and is a predicted model, not a curated record. Gene Ontology annotation, biological process: transmembrane transport. The transcript is spliced from 5 exons. Lineage: Eukaryota; Fungi; Ascomycota; Sordariomycetes; Diaporthales; Cryphonectriaceae. Bases 1 to 1605 code for a protein of 534 amino acids. Gene Ontology annotation, molecular function: transmembrane transporter activity.
AUGGCCGCCGAAGAACAAAAGCUGUCUUCCCCCAAGAUAGUACUGCUGCUGGCUGCGACUGUAAUGAGCGUGUUUCUUCCUAGCCUGGACAGGACUGUUAUCUCGACUGCUAUACCACAAAUCACCAACGAAUUCGACUCCCUCUCUGAUGUUGGCUGGUACGGCAGUGCGUACCUGCUGACAUUCUGCGCAUGCCAACUGCUGUAUGGCAAAAUAUAUUCCUUCUUUCCGGUCAAAACAACUCUCCUGACCAGCAUCCUCAUCUUUGAGACCGCCUCUGCCCUCUGUGGAGCGGCACCCAGCUCGACAGCCUUCAUCGUGGGCAGGGCAAUUGCUGGGAUAGGUGCAGCCGGCAUCACAACUGGAGCAAUGGUCUCCAUUGUCUUCAUCGUCCCCCUCGAGAAGAGGCCUAUAAUCCAGGGCCUCAUGGGUUCUGUCUUCGGCAUUGCAACUAUCAUCGGGCCUCUUGUCGGCGGGGUCUUCACCUCGGACGUGACAUGGCGGUGGUGCUUCUACCUCGACCUCCCCAUCGGCGCAGUAGCCACAGCCGUCAUCAUUCCGUUCCUCCACGCAGCUGACCGGGACACUAUGCAUCUCCCGCUGCAGACGAAGCUCAAACAGCUCGACCUGCCAGGGACGCUCUUCUUCGUCCCUGGGAUCGUCUGUCUCAUACUGGCUCUCCAAUGGGGUGGCCAGACCUACGCUUGGAGCAACGGGCGCAUCGUAGCCCUCCUCACUCUGUCCGGCGUCCUCCUGGUUGCUUUCGCCGUGGUUCAGGCCAAGCUGCCCGCCACUGCAACACUGCCGCCACGCAUUCUCAAGCAAAGGACCAUCAUCUCUACUGCCUUCUCUGGCGUCUGGCUGGGUGCUGGUAACUACAUCUUCGUCUACUUCCUGCCCAUCUGGUUCCAGUCCAUCAAGGGCGUAUCCGCACAAGAUUCCGGCAUCCGUCUACUCGCUCUGAUGCUUCCCGUGGUGGUCGGCAGCAUCUCGGGCGGCUUCAUCAACGGGAAGAUCGGGUACUACAACCCUCUCGCGCUGCUAGGGUCCUGCAUCAUGACUAUCGGAGCUGGACUCCUCACGACCCUCCACACCGACACAAGCACGGGUCAGUGGAUCGGCUACCAGCUCCUCUACGGCCUCGGCUACGGGUGGUCGUUUCAGGUGCCCAACCUAGCAACACAGGUUGUCCUGCCCAAGAAGGACAUUCCCACAGGCCUGGCCUUCAUGGUCUUCUCGCAGCUCCUGGGCUCGACGAUCUUUGUGUCUGUGGGCGAGAAUGUGUUAAGCACGCAGCUCCUCAAGCGGCUCUCCGGGGUGGCGGGGAUCGAUGCGUCCCUGAUCACGACGAGCGGCGCGACGGGCCUGCUUGCCUCGGUCCCUGCGAGCCUGAGGGAGAAGGUGCUGGUGUCGUAUAAUGAGGCGCUGAGGGUGGUGUUUUUGAUUGGGCUCGUGGUGUGCUGCUUGGCUGUUCUCGGGCUUGCUGCGAUGGAGUGGAAGAGUGUGAAGCCGAAGGGUGGUGAUGCGAAGCCGCAGGGGGCAGCAAGGGCUGAGGCGGGAGGAGAAGGUGGUUUGAAGGCGAGCGAGGAAGGGAAAGUGAACUAA